This is a messenger RNA of Blepharisma stoltei, 285 nucleotides long. The record is from the annotation of a GenBank genome assembly. Lineage: Eukaryota; Ciliophora; Heterotrichea; Heterotrichida; Blepharismidae.
AUGGCCUUAUUAUUAAAAUUAAUUUUUAAAUUAAGAUACCUUUUUAGACUAGAAUUGAUAAGUAUCUUACUUAAUUUUUUUCUAUUCCUGUUUAAGCAAGUAAAUGCAGUGUCGUUAAGAAUUAUAAAAUGAUUUUUUUUAAGAAGCCUCUUAAAAAUCAAACUUGUCAAUAUGCAUUUUAGUAAAAGGAUCAAGUUUAUAAAAUUAAUGCCAAUUUGCUGAUGAAGAUUGAAAACUUAUUUUAAAGUCUGUACUAAAGAAAGAGGAGCGUUUAGCAAAAAUUAA